AUAUUCUCCUUAUGUUUUUUCCCUUCUUGUGUUCUCUGUUUACCCAAAAAAAACACACAAAUUCUAAUUGGGCUCAUUAACCCUUUGUCUCACUAGGGUUUAUGGGUCAGUGCCUAAAUUUCCCACUUCACUCUCUCUGAUUUCCUUGCAUUUUCUUGCCCCUCUUGAGGUACUCUCUAUCUCACUCUCAAAAUAAGUACUUUUCUCCUGUUUAUGCUAUCAAUUUGUUAAAAUCCUGCUUCAUGCAACGGGAAUCAUCACUUUUUUGUGUGUGUUCAGAUUCUGGGAACUUGUGAGUAUGAUUUUCAGUGAUAGUUUUGAGAUAUGGGUUUUCUAAUUAGGGUAUUUGGGUAUGAUUACGAAGUUGUAAAUGACCUUUAUAUGUGUUUUAUUCGUUAAAUUGUAGUAAUGUUAUUAAUUGCACGCAGUUUUAAGGUUGAAACUUUGAUUUUUUUGUAGAAAAUUGGGGUUGGGAUUUUUCUGGGUUUGGGUGUUAUAGAUAUGAUAAAACAGAUACUUGGUAAAAUACCUCGCAAGCCUUCAAAAUCAUCACAAAGUGAUUCGAACGGUGAUGGAGGGGUGGUCAAUGGUGGUUCGUCAUUAAACUCAUCUUAUGGGCUCAAUUCCAAUGGCUCCUUGAAAUCCAAUUCAACUUCUUCAAAAUCUUCAAAUUCUGGAUCGCAUACUGGGAAUGGGACUCUUGCACCAUUCUCAACUAGUUCAAGUAAAACGAACCAAGCUAAGAAAUCAGCUCCUGCAAUUGCAUCCCAAGUUGUUCCCAUGAUGGCUCCAGGAGUUUAUGAGGCUUUGCCGAGUUUCCGGGAUGUUCCUAGCUCGGAAAAGCCGAAUCUUUUUAUCAGGAAGUUAAGUAUGUGUUGUGUUGUAUUUGAUUUUAAUGAUCCUGCCAAGCAUCUCAAAGAGAAGGACAUCAAGAGGCAAACUUUGCUUGAGCUUGUUGAUUAUGUUUCAUCUGUGAAUUCGAAGUUCAAUGAAGUAACAAUGCAGGAGAUCACGAAGAUGGUUGCUGCUAAUUUAUUUCGAACUCUACCUUCUUGUAAUCAUGAUGGUAAGGUUGCAGAAACAUAUGAGCUUGAAGAAGAGGAACCCACUUUGGAACCAGCAUGGAGUCAUCUGCAGAUUGUGUAUGAAAUUCUCUACAGGUUUGUGGCUUCAUCAGAGACAGACGGUAAGCUUGCUAAAAGAUACAUUGAUCAUUCAUUUGUGCUGAGGCUGCUUGACCUCUUUAAGUCUGAGGACCAAAGAGAGAGGGAGUACUUGAAGACUAUUCUCCACCGUAUUUAUGGAAAGUUCAUGGUACAUCGGCCAUUCAUUAGAAAAGCUAUCAACAAUAUCUUUUACCGGUUCAUAUAUGAGACAGAGAAACACAAUGGAAUUGCAGAGUUGCUGGAGAUAUUGGGAAGCAUAAUUAAUGGAUUUGCUUUGCCUUUGAAGGAAGAGCAUAAACUGUUUCUUGUCCGUGCACUGGUCCCCCUUCACAAGCCGAAGUGUGUCUCUAUGUAUCAUCAACAGCUUUCUUAUUGUAUUUUACAGUUCGUUGAAAAAGAUGUCAAGCUAGCUGAUACUGUGAUUAGAGGCCUUUUGAAAUAUUGGCCAUUAACUAAUAGUUCAAAGGAGGUAAUGUUCCUUGGUGAAUUGGAGGAAGUUAUAGAAGCAACUCAAGCAGCAGAAUUUCAGCGAUGUGUGGUCCCUUUGUUUCGUCAAAUUGGUAGAUGUCUCAACAGUUUACACUUUCAGGUAGCUGAACGGGCAUUGUUUCUGUGGAACAAUGAUCAUAUUAGAAAUUUGAUCAUACAAAACUGCAAAGUGAUCCUACCUAUAAUCUUCCCUGCUUUGGAGAAAAAUAUGCAGGGGCACUGGAACCAAGCUGUCCAGAGUUUGACCUUGAAUGUGAGAAAAAUAUUCUCGGACGCUGAUCCGGCACUUUUUGAUGAGUGCUUCAUGAAAUUCCAAGAAGAUGAAAUCAAGAAGCAAGAGAAGCAGGAUAAGCGUGCAUCGACCUGGAAGAAAUUGGAAGAUGUGGCUGCAUCUAAGGCUGUAUGCAAUGAAGCUGUCCUUGCCUCAAGGUUUGUGUCCUCUGUUGCUAUCACUAUUAGUGCUAAUCAACUAACAACUGCAGGUGGUUGAGGCCAAAUUAUAAGUCUGGAUUCCAUGACAAGAAACUAAAGUGAAUGUAUAGAUCUGGCACGCCUAACUUGCUGCAAGAAAUUAGAGGGUGAGGUUUUUUUGGACAUGUGGUUGCUCUUGGUUUCUGGGCAUUUUGGCUUGUCCUUUGAGCUCUUUGGCUUUGGGGCUUUUCAACCAAGAGGUGUAUAUCAGUAUAUGUGAUAUAAGGGAUCUAGUUUAUAAUGGGCAGUGCUUGUUUAGAUUUCCAAUGAUUAGGAUUGUGCAGUGAUACAAAUGCAAUCCUUUCCUUUUGCUAUCCAUCGUUCUGUACUUUUAACAUUUGUAAUUUCUAUUGUUUUCAGCCUUCUGCUGCAAAAGAUCUCAAGCCAUGUUGAUAAUAUGUACUUUCUUCUGUCAGUUGUUACUUUCCUAUAUUCACUGACCU
Molecule: messenger RNA, 2569 nt
Organism: Gastrolobium bilobum
Lineage: Eukaryota; Viridiplantae; Streptophyta; Magnoliopsida; Fabales; Fabaceae
Product: serine/threonine protein phosphatase 2A 59 kDa regulatory subunit B' gamma isoform-like
Exons: 2
Coding region: 502-2145 (547 amino acids)
Biological process (GO): signal transduction
Cellular component (GO): protein phosphatase type 2A complex
Molecular function (GO): protein phosphatase regulator activity
Source: RefSeq, a predicted model, not a curated record